GACGAGUACAGCGGUCCCAAGCUGGAUGGUGGCAAGGUGACGUUGGCUUUCAUGAAAGACCUGAUGCAGUGGUACAAGGAGCAGAAGAAACUCCACAGAAAAUGUGCUUACCAGAUCCUGGUGCAGGUGAAGGACGUGCUGGCCAAGCUCCCCACGUUAGUAGAAACGACGUUGAAGGAGACAGAGAAGGUGACGGUGUGCGGGGACACCCACGGGCAGUACUACGACCUUCUGAACAUCUUCGAGCUCAACGGGCUUCCUUCCGAGUCCAACCCUUACAUAUUUAACGGGGACUUCGUGGACCGCGGGUCCUUCUCGGUCGAGGUCAUCCUCACGCUCUUCGGCUUCAAGCUCCUCUACCCUGAUCACUUCCACCUGCUCCGAGGGAACCACGAGACGGACAACAUGAACCAGAUCUACGGCUUCGAGGGGGAGGUGAAGGCCAAGUACACGGCGCAGAUGUUCGCCCUCUUCAGCGAGGUCUUCGAGUGGUUGCCCCUGGCCCAGUGCAUCAACGGGAAAGUGCUG
This is a messenger RNA of Antrostomus carolinensis (chuck-will's-widow), 528 nucleotides long. RefSeq names its product serine/threonine-protein phosphatase 5. Gene Ontology annotation, molecular function: hydrolase activity. Lineage: Eukaryota; Metazoa; Chordata; Aves; Caprimulgiformes; Caprimulgidae. The transcript has 5 exons. The record is from RefSeq and is a predicted model, not a curated record. The annotation marks the transcript as partial.